AGAAAUGAAGAAUUGAAUUGUCAGCGGUGGCCGCCAGAUCACCGCCCUCCAAUCUUCAUUCUCUCUCUCUCUCUCUGUCUGAUCUGCCGACCCAUUAAAAGGUUGGUUUCUUUCUGCUCAUCCAACCUACUCCUCCUACCAUAUCAUGGCAGCGCAAGUAAAGAAUGCCGAAUCCAACAACUCAGAAUCUGAGACACCAAAGAACACAGAUGCAUCAACACCAAAAAACCAAACUCAUGCUACCCGAGAAGCUGACUCAAGUAAAUCAUUUGAUUCACCUAAAAGGGUCUCCUCCACAUUGCACCAGGCAAAAGGCGGCCCCAGGAGUAACACAGCUUCUCCAAUGUGGGAACGAAAGGUUUCAUCAGAAGGUAGCAAUGGUGCACCCUCUUCCACUCCUGGAAGAUCACGGUUGAGACAAGUUACUCUUGGUGAUGAAAGUCCUGAUGACAGCACAGCUGUCCCGGUAUUUGGUGACUGGGAUGACAAUGAUCCCGCUUCAGCUGAAGGCUACUCUACCAUAUUCGACAAAGUAAGAGAGGAGAAGCAUGGUGGUGGUGGGAAGUCACCGAGGAUAACGAGCGAUAAUUCUAAUUUCUAUGGUCAUAGACCUGAGGCAAAAAAGCAUGCUUUAAAACAGACCAACUACGACUCAGGAUUUACAAAUGUUUGUGCGUUCUUUCUCAGGGAUGUGGCUGCUUUCCAUGGGGCAGAAAGUGAUUUCUGGGUGGCUGUUCUAGUGAAGCUGUAUGGAUUGUACUUCAUGUAUAAGUAUGGUGUAUGUAAGCUGCAUUAUUUCUUGUUAAUUUAUUUCAUAUCCGUUCCAUUGUUUCCACAGGAUAUUUGUUCUUUGUAUUGCCUAUCCCCAAAAUGAAUAUUAGAGGAAAAAAAAUAAUAAAGAAAAUUUUGAGUGAA
Messenger RNA from Helianthus annuus (common sunflower), 915 nucleotides. Its product is annotated as RPM1-interacting protein 4. Bases 146 to 874 code for a protein of 242 amino acids. Lineage: Eukaryota; Viridiplantae; Streptophyta; Magnoliopsida; Asterales; Asteraceae. The record is from RefSeq and is a predicted model, not a curated record. The transcript is spliced from 4 exons.